Phlebotomus argentipes is the source of this 633-nucleotide messenger RNA. Its product is annotated as heterogeneous nuclear ribonucleoprotein A3-like. The record is from RefSeq and is a predicted model, not a curated record. The transcript is spliced from 2 exons. Bases 1 to 633 code for a protein of 210 amino acids. Lineage: Eukaryota; Metazoa; Arthropoda; Insecta; Diptera; Psychodidae.
AUGGCUUCGGCUGUAAAGCUAGUUUGUGCCCUCGUGCUGGUCGCCUCGGUGUCCUGCAGACAUUACGACGCCCAGGGAAAUGCCGUGAGGAAGAUGCACAAGGAUGACUACGACGACGAGUCUUACGAUGAAUCCGAGUGGGAUUCUACGAGCGACGACAGAUCGGAUUUCCACAUGUUCAAUGAUGAGUACGAUGACGAGUAUGACGACGAGUACGACGAUGAUUACCAUCACGGCCACGGGCACGGGCACGACAGCUACGACGACGAGAGCUACUCUCACGAGUACGGCGGCGGCCACGGGGGAGGCGGUGGCGGGAAUUACGGUGGCGGCGGAGGAAAUUACGGCGGCGGUGGCCAUGGAGACUACAGUCACGAGGAUCACGGCGGUGGCGGCCAUGGAGGCUACAGUCACGAGGAUCACGGUGGCGGAGGCGGCGGACACUACUCGGAGGAGCACGGCGGCGGGGCUGAGUACCCGAUCAUCGGGCCGGACGACGACAAGCCGCCGCCAGGAUGGGAGCAGUACGGCGGGGCCGAAGAAACCUUCCCCGUGGGCGUGCCGGACGGAUUCGAGGAGAUCCCCGACGGUGAGCCAGACGCUCCCUUCACGGACUUCGAACACAUGACGUGA